Messenger RNA from Quercus lobata, 689 nucleotides. RefSeq names its product protein TRI1-like. Bases 82 to 444 code for a protein of 120 amino acids. NCBI's taxonomy places the organism in Eukaryota, Viridiplantae, Streptophyta, Magnoliopsida, Fagales, Fagaceae. The transcript has 2 exons. The record is from RefSeq and is a predicted model, not a curated record.
UGUGGAGAGAGAGAGAGAGAGAGAGAGAGGGUUUAGGGUUUUAGAAAGAAAGGAGCAGUGGGCAGUGACAGUCUCAGAGAAAUGGCAUCUUCAUCAUCGCGUUGGAGGGCAGUGUUUGGGGGAACGACGACGCUUAUGAGCGCCGCAAAAGAAAAAGCAAAGACGACGACGACUACCAAAGCUCGUUCCAACAUCGGCAUUCAGAAGGUGCUUCAGAUCUCUCCUCAACUCGGCAAAUUCCUCGACGGCGCCACCGAGUCCUCUCGCACCCACGCCGUCAAGAAGGUCUGGGAACACGUCAAGCUCCACCACCUCCAGAACCCUGCAAACAGAAAGGAAAUCUUUUGUGAUGAGAAGCUGAAGUCCAUUUUCGAUGGGAAAGAGAAGGUUCAGUUCCAAGAAAUCGCCAAGUUCCUGUCCAACCAUUUUGUGAAGUCCAGUUAAUGCUUGCCCUUCUGAUGCUCUCUAUAUCAUUGUCUAGUAGUGACUUGAAAGAUCUUUUUGUUUCUUCAUUUUGCUAACCUGUUGAGCUCUGUUUAGAAAACCCAGUUUGACCUACAAUUGGGGAAAUGAUGUGGGAAAAUGUGUGAUAGGUCUUGUAUGUAAAGGAAUCUUGGGUUCACUCUGGUGGCAUUUUGGUUGGUUAACCAUGAAAGCUCUAUGAAUGGAAAAAACUUUAUUUGUUCUUC